Tetranychus urticae (two-spotted spider mite) is the source of this 2269-nucleotide messenger RNA. The record is from RefSeq and is a predicted model, not a curated record. NCBI's taxonomy places the organism in Eukaryota, Metazoa, Arthropoda, Arachnida, Trombidiformes, Tetranychidae.
UCCUAAAAGAUAUUUAGAUUCUUUAACGUCAAAUUGAGUGAAUUUUUUGAUACUCAAACUUGAAUUAUCUGAAAUAUUAACUCCAGCAAUUGAUUUGAGAUCAAAAUUCCCAAAUUAACUCAAAAAUCCCUCUUAAAACCCUUCGCUUAGCAACCUCCUUGACCUGUAGGAGUUCCCUAAUGUAAGGCUUGAGAGUUUAGAAUUGUUCAUUAUUUCUUUUUUCUUCAAUCAAAAUUGUGCCAUUAUAAAUUGUCUCAUUGGUGGUGGUGGUGGUGUGUCGGUGGUUCUUGCUUAUUUAACGUUCACGCUCACUGGUGUAACCAUGUCUAACUACCGGUCCCGAUCGCCUUAUGUAGCAUCCAAGAAAUCCAGAAACUCAACCCCUGAAAGAAGACGGUAUCGUCGGAGAAAUAUGGACGAUGAUGAGGAUGGACAUCUUAUUUACCGGAGAGGAGAUACUCUUCAAAAGAGAUAUAAAAUAUUAUCAACUCUUGGAGAAGGAACUUUUGGAAAAGUCGUACGAGUUUUAGAUUUAAGAACUGAUCAAAUGGUUGCUCUCAAAAUCAUUAAAAACGUGGACAAAUAUAGAGAAGCUGCUAAAUUAGAAAUAAAUGUUUUAGAAAAACUAGCUGAAGCAGACCCCCAUGGUAAACAGUCCAACGGUGACUCUUCUCAAAGUCUUUGUGUAAAAAUGUUAGAUUGGUUCGAUUACCAUGGUCAUAUAUGUAUUGCUUUUGAAAUGCUUGGACUGAGUGUUUUUGAUUUUUUGAAAGAUAAUAAUUACCAACCAUAUCCUAUUGAUCAAGUCCGUCAUAUUGGCUACCAACUAUGUUACUCUGUUAAAUUUCUUCAUGAUAACCAUCUCACUCAUACCGAUUUAAAACCAGAGAAUAUCCUUUUCAUUGAUUCCGAUUUUGAUGUUGUCUAUGUUUCCAAGAAAAGCAAGGAAAAGAAGAAGGACGUCAAGCGAGUGAAAAAUACUGAUAUAAAACUUAUUGACUUUGGAUCAGCAACUUUCGACGAUGAACAUCACUCCACUAUAGUUUCGACUCGUCAUUACAGAGCGCCGGAAGUAAUAUUAGAAUUAGGCUGGACUCAGCCUUGUGAUGUUUGGAGCAUCGGUUGUAUUCUUUUUGAACUUUACCUGGGUAUAACACUGUUUCAGACUCAUGACAAUCGUGAACAUUUGGCAAUGAUGGAGAGAAUUUUAGGACCUUUGCCUUAUAGAAUGUGCCGUAAAACUAAGACGAAAUAUUAUCACCAUGGACGACUUGAUUGGGAUUACAAAUCAUCAGCUGGACGAUAUGUUAGAGAAAAUUGCAAACCUUUACAUAGAUAUUUAUUGAGUGAUGAUGAGGACCAUCGAUUACUUUUUGAUCUGAUAGGAAAAAUGUUGCAAUACGAACCAAUCAGUAGAAUAACAUUGUCUGAAGCACUUGAUCAUCCAUUCUUCGAGAAAUUACCUUUGGAACAACGUUUGCAUCUGAUAGAGAGGAACAAUAACAGGGAGAGAGGAGACGAAAGAAGAGACAGUUCUUGAUGGAACCUGCAUUUUACCUUAUUUUUGUCGGAUAGCAUAUCAUCAAUCUUCCAUCCAUCAUUUCAAAUAAGAGACUUCGAAAAGAAAGAUCGAGAAGAUUGAACAAAGCGUGACUUAGAGAUUAUUGAGAGACUGUUAUGAUUUCCUUUUCCUUUUGGAUCAAUUCUCUGGAUUUGCUUACAUAAUUAAUUUUUAUAACAAAAAUAGAAUCAAGAAAUAACCUCAAGGAGAUGAGCAGGACUUUUCUCUCCUUAAGAAGUCUACAAUCUAGUGAAAAUUGGUUCUGAUGUUUUGACGUCCAGUGAAAUAACCGAUUUAAGAAUUUAUCCUCAAAAAGAUGAUACUAAUUCAUUUUUUUUUACUUCUUAGAGGAACUGAGUAAAUUAAUCAAUUUGAUUACCAAAUUAAACUCAACAAUCUCAAUAAAUUCGUCCAAAACAAAAGCCUCACCAGCCACUGGAAAGCUUAUUCAUUAUAAUUUCUCUCUUUUCAAUCCCUCUUUUUAUUUUUCUUGUCAUCAUUUUGAUUUCUGCAUCCAUCUUUGUGGUCAAAGAUAAGAAGUUAAUCAAAUUAAUCAUCAUGCCUCAAUCAUCUGUCUUUUGUCCACUUUUCCUGAUUUCAUCCUCAUGUGAUUCUUUAUUACAUUUAGUCAUGUUUUGUGUUUUUUUUUGACCAAACAACGCUCAAAUAUUUAAACCUCAAUGGAAGUAAACUUCUUAAUUUGCUUAA